AUGAUGUUAAUUCUGCUGUUUAUAGAACUAAGUCCAGUGGUUCCCGAAUGUGGCUGUGCUGAGCGGCGGUUCCGGCGGAGCCCAAACGUUCCCGGCACUGCAGCUAGUGAGGAAGAGCUCGUGUGGUCCGGACCCUCCAGGAACAGGGACCGGACAGGAGCGACGACAACAGCUGGCGGCUCACAGGCACUUAUCCGAGUUAGUGAAGUUCGCUUCCCCGGACACCUCCUCACCAGAGAAGCGAACCUUCAGAAGCUGCAGGAACUCUGGAGUACCGUCUCCGGUUCCAGGUUCUUCGUUACAGCUCAGGCGCCUCUCCACACACGCACGGCCUCACACUCAUCGAGCCCGGCUCCCAGGCCCGCCUCCGCAAGCGCGGACCCCGAGGGCACGCUGGCCUGCGGCGCCGCGCUCAGGCAACCGUCUGGCGGUGGACACCUCGGCAGGGCAGGGGACGCGGAACCAGGCCUCGUCACCGGACGCGCGGAGGCUGGUGGUGGAAGCGGGCCUCGGGGCGCUGGGGCCUGUCGGCGGCAACCGCCCAGGCUGCAGCUAUCUCGGCUGGAGGCUGCAGCUUCUGGCCUCACCCACCUGGCCCGACGGCAUCAGGGCAAGCAGGAGCAGGCAGAGGGAGACAGGCAGAGAGAUUUCAAGUCGGCAACCACCGUGGAGAGUUCUCACAUCUGCCGAGCUCCAUAUAGUGUGAAGACGGUCUUCCCCUUCAUCUGA
Molecule: messenger RNA, 729 nt
Organism: Rangifer tarandus platyrhynchus (Svalbard reindeer)
Lineage: Eukaryota; Metazoa; Chordata; Mammalia; Artiodactyla; Cervidae
Source: the annotation of a GenBank genome assembly